Daucus carota subsp. sativus is the source of this 2881-nucleotide messenger RNA. Its product is annotated as histone-lysine N-methyltransferase EZA1. The record is from RefSeq and is a predicted model, not a curated record. Gene Ontology annotation, cellular component: PcG protein complex; nucleus. The coding region runs from base 131 to 2578 and encodes 815 amino acids. Gene Ontology annotation, molecular function: protein binding; histone H3K27 methyltransferase activity; chromatin binding. NCBI's taxonomy places the organism in Eukaryota, Viridiplantae, Streptophyta, Magnoliopsida, Apiales, Apiaceae. The transcript has 19 exons. Gene Ontology annotation, biological process: heterochromatin formation.
CACUAACUACACUAGUACUAUACAUACAUAUGAUACAUUCUAUGCGUUAACGUUACGACGUUCAUGUCUGUUCUUCUUCAGCGAUUUUUUCGAUCGGAUUAACAACACAAGCAGUUCAUAAUUAGCAGCCAUGGUGUCUAAAUCAGCCAGUGAUUCAUCGUCGAAAGCUAAAGUCAGUGAUGUAAUAGCAUCUGUAAAACAAAAAAUACUUAAAUUGGAAAAGCAGAUUCAAGCAGACAGGAUUCAGUAUGUCAAAGAAAUAUUUCAGACAAACAGACAAAAGCUAGACACUCAUUUAUCUUUUGUGCCAGCAGACGGAUCCAACUAUGAUAUUUCAUCGGCAGAAAAAAGUAAUUUGGGCAACAUGCUUUUUUCAAAAAUAGAAAACCCUCUCCAUAUAUACAGAGGAAUUGCUCAGGGACUGGGAGACAGAGAAGUUUUCAGCUGUCAAGAUGCUACAUAUCCGACAAGUGCCACACUUCCACUUGUUGAAAAGAUACCAUCUUAUACUACAUGGAUAUUUUUGGACAGGAACCAGAGGAUGGCCGAAGACCAAUCAGUUGUUGGGAGGAGACGUAUUUACUAUGAUCAGAAUGGAAGUGAGGCACUGGUGUGCAGUGACAGCGAGGAAGAGAUGACAGAACCUGAUGAAGAGAAACAUGAAUUCUCUAAGGAGGAAGAUCAUAUUAUAUGGACAAUUGCCGAAGAACAUGAACUAAGUGAUGAAGUGCUGAACGUCUUGACACAUUAUAUUAGUGGAACCUCUUCUGAAAUUAUGGAACGCUACAACGUGCUCAAGAGAAGCCACGAGGAAAAACAAAGACCGAAUCCCAGUUCUGAGGAAAAAAGGCUCGACACAAGCAUGUAUCUAGAAAAAAGCCUUGGUGCUAAUUUGGAUUCUCUAGAUAAUCUUUUCUGUCGUCGUUGUUUGGUAUUCGACUGUCGACUGCACGGUUGUUCUCAAGGUCUAGUUAAUUCUACUGAAAAACAGCCAUAUGCAUCUGAAUCUGAAGACGAUGGCAAACCAUGCAGUGACCAGUGCUAUCUCCAGUUAAGAAUUGCCAAAGACUUGCCUGAUACUUCACUCGCCAAUUCAUCCGCUAAGAUUGAAAGUAAAGAAGAGGAAUGCUCGGAUCCAAUUUCCUCAAAUGAUGGUGAAUCAGGGAAACGCAAGUGUUUAACGCAAACAUCCGAGUUUCAAGAGAGUUUGACAGGUUCUUCUAAUGAUUCUCAAGUUUAUAAUAAGAAACAAAAAGUGUUAUCAGGUCCUACUGAAGUUGCAACGGAUGCCAAAACUAGUUUAGCUGAGGAUGACAGGUCUAGUACCAAAUUAGCAGAUAUGGACAUUAUUGAAAUCGAUAAAGACGAUUUCGGUUCAUCCACCAAACAUGUUGGCAGUACAUCAUCUAGCCAUGAUUCAAACAAGGCUCCUGUAUUUGUAGGUUCUCAGGCAAAAGGGGUAGUAAGUAGCAACGAGUGGAAACCCCUUGAAAAAGACUUAUAUUUAAAGGGCAUAGAAAUUUUUGGAAGAAACAGUUGCCUAAUAGCAAGGAAUUUACUUCCUGGCCUAAAGACUUGCUCAGAGGUAUCUGCUUACAUGAAUCAUGAUGCAGCAGCAAUGUCUCACGGAUCUACUGCCCUAUCAAAUUCCUUUUUCGAUGGUGAUGGGAAUGUUGAUGCAAAAAAACUGGAACAAGGUCUUCAGGCAAGGUCGCGUUUAUUUCGUAGAAGGGGCAGAACACGGAAGCUCAAAUACUCUUGGAAGUCUGCUGGCCAUCCAUCAUUUUGGAGAAGGAUUGCAGAUGGAAAAAAUCAGUCUUGUAAACAGUAUAUACCAUGUGGAUGCGACUCUAUAUGUGGAAAACAGUGCCCCUGUCAUCAAAAUGGAACUUGCUGUGAAAAAUAUUGUGGGUGCUCCAAGAGCUGCAAAAAUAGGUUCAGAGGAUGUCACUGUGCAAAAAGUCAGUGUAGAAGUCGGCAGUGUCCAUGUUUUGCUGCUGGACGUGAAUGUGACCCUGAUGUUUGCCGUAAUUGCUGGGUUAGUUGUGGUGAUGGCUCAUUAGGUGAGCCACCUCGACGAGGAGAUGGCCAUUGUGGAAAUAUGAGACUCCUCCUUAGACAGCAGCAAAGGAUCCUCUUGGCAAAAUCUGAUGUUGCUGGAUGGGGAGCCUUUCUGAAGAAUCCCGUCAACAAGAAUGACUAUCUUGGAGAAUAUACUGGUGAAUUGAUCUCACACCGAGAAGCCGAUAAGCGAGGGAAGAUCUAUGACCGUGCUAACUCUUCGUUCCUUUUUGAUUUGAAUGAACAGUAUGUCCUUGAUGCUUACCGCAAAGGAGACAAGCUGAAAUUCGCAAAUCACUCGUCAAAUCCCAACUGCUAUGCAAAGGUUAUGCUCGUGGCAGGUGAUCAUCGAGUUGGCAUUUUUGCCAAUGAGCGUAUUGAAGCGAGCGAAGAGCUAUUCUAUGAUUAUCGUUAUGGACCUGAUCAAGCACCGGAAUGGGCUCGUAGACCUGAGGGUUGGAAGGGAGAUGAUGCGUCAAUUCCUCAAGGUCGGGCCAAGAAACACCAGUCUCAUUGAUUUUUUACCAGUUCUGGCGGCACAGUUGUGGAAAUUGCAAGAUUCAUGUCCCCCUCGGAGUGGAUAUAUAUAUACACAAUAAGUAUACAAAUAUAUCGUGUUAUAGCUAAUUCAUUUCAGCUGUGAUGUAGAAAUGAUGAUUCCUUUUUCCUUUCCCCUUUUUAAGGAUCUUGUGAAAUCAAAUUUCUGGUAUGUUUCUUACAGAAUAAGUUCUAGAACAGCUGUCUUUGAUGAUACACAUGUAGCAGCAGCAAUAAGAUAGCAGAAGUUUAUUUUUAAAAGUAAUUUUUGAAGAUGGCAAAA